Bradysia coprophila is the source of this 1276-nucleotide messenger RNA. Its product is annotated as cilia- and flagella-associated protein 36. The record is from RefSeq and is a predicted model, not a curated record. Gene Ontology annotation, cellular component: axoneme; ciliary base. NCBI's taxonomy places the organism in Eukaryota, Metazoa, Arthropoda, Insecta, Diptera, Sciaridae.
UACCCAUCACAUACUGAAAAGAAAAUAUCUACGACAGUGCUACCGUUAUAGAAUACUGCCACUGGCUCUUUGACAAUCUAAAACGAUUUUUACUAUCGAAAUAGUUGAUAACAUAAAAUGGCAGAGGAUAAUACUUGGGUAUUCGAUUCGUUAGUUUGUUUUCUACAUGGUCCCAUAUGGAACGCACCGCUGCAAACAUUUGUGGAAGAGAAAUCAUUGAUUUUCGAUCCGAAUGAAAAAUCGGACAUCAUAAACCCGGAGUACGUGAAGGUGCAUGACGAAUAUAAGAAUUUGGUCGACUAUAUGUUGGGUACAUUUAUGGAAGAAAUGCAAAUUUCACCUGAACAAUUUGAAAUGGCUUGCCUGGAGGGUCGACAAAACACAGCGGCUGGAAGUGCAUUCUCAUUUCAUCAAGGCCUCUUUCAGCAGAUUUGGGCGGCGAAUGACAUCCGAAUAUUUAUCAGAAUGAUGACCCAGAGAAAUGUGGAAUUACAGUUACAGGCACUUGAUUUGAUCGAACGGCGACAUAAUUCGUCCAAUCAAAAAGACGAUGAUGCUCCCGACGAAAAGCUUGUUAGCGAUGUUACUCAGGAAGAAUUAGUACAAAUGACGGCUGAUGGAGAAGAUGACAAAAUUUUUGAAUCGGUUGAAAAGGAAUGGGAAGGCAGUACGGAUAAAUCAGAAACCGAGGAUGAAAUCAAUGACAAAUUCCAGCGGCUAAAUCUGUUUUUUGAAAAGGAAAACGUUAGCCAAGCCGAUGUGCAGUCCCGUCAAGAAUAUUUACGAGCUCAACGGGAUAAAAUUUUAAAAAUCAAAAGAAAAGCGCGAGCGUAUCAACUGAAUGAAACCGUUAAGAAAACUGGUCGACCGACGUCAGCUACACAGGCGGCGCAAAAUAUUUUAGAAAGUGGUACUGCUAGUGCACAGAGUUCACAAAAUGAUGCGUCGGUACAAUUACGGAAAACGUUGGCCAAACGUUUGAGAACUGAGGUGGUUGAAAUGAAAUGAAUGAACCACUUUGUCGGCGCAUUAGUGUAUGGACUCUUGAGUCCGGCACUCGUCGGUUUUUUAGAAAUCUGUUUUCGCUUAAUGUUAUUUAUUGCUUUUCGGUAACGCAAUGCGUUGUUUUUGGUCGUUUGUGAUUGUUCACAACGGACGUCAGUCAUUCUUUUGACUUCUCCCUCUUUAAGUUCACUUUUUUUUGCGUUAUCUUUCACCACUGCUUGUCUGAUAAUUUUGAACGCCUCCCCUUAAAACUGGACAUGUUUUAUGAACA